Messenger RNA from Lodderomyces pseudojiufengensis, 2196 nucleotides. RefSeq names its product Pan3p (gene PAN3). The transcript has a single exon. Lineage: Eukaryota; Fungi; Ascomycota; Pichiomycetes; Serinales; Debaryomycetaceae. Gene Ontology annotation, molecular function: protein kinase activity; ATP binding; poly(A) binding. The record is from RefSeq and is a predicted model, not a curated record. Bases 1 to 2196 code for a protein of 731 amino acids. Gene Ontology annotation, biological process: protein phosphorylation; mRNA processing; nuclear-transcribed mRNA poly(A) tail shortening. Gene Ontology annotation, cellular component: PAN complex; P-body.
AUGAACAUAAAUUUGGACACUGCCAAAGAUGUGCUUUGCAAAAAUAUCCUAAUUUAUGGUUAUUGUAAGUAUCAAGGAAAAGGUUGUGCUUUUAGUCAUAAUAAACAACCACUGGCUCAGCAGCAACAACAACAGUCUCAAGAAGACCAGAAUCAAGAUCAAAGUAUUUCAUCUGGGGUGUCAACAAACUCGGAUUCACUGGCUAGGAAAAAAUAUAAUAUUGAAGCAACACCUUCAUUCACAAGUGAAAAAAACAUUCAUAAUUUGAGUUCCAAAUUUUCAAAUUUAUCACCUAAUAUCAAGGAUGCUCCUGUCUUCAAACCUGAUAUAGCCCAUUCACAGAAUGAUCAGCAACAAAAAGCAGCUCCACCACAAACACAACAACCACAACAAUUCAACCCUUACCAAAAUUCAGUACAGUCAUCAAAUCUGAGUAUUCCUUACACAACUAAAAAAUUUAACGUUAGUACCCCUUCAUUUACACCAUCGAGCUUAGAUUUUAAUUCAUCCUCCCAAACCGGAGGUAUGAGUAAUUCAGUUCAACCAAUGAAUCCACAACCACAGCAAAUACCUAUUCAAUCUGGGGGAUUUACACAUGUUGGACCAUCAAGUGCAAGAUCAAUUGGAAACUUGAUACAAAACCAACAAAAUCCAUCAUUAAAUCCAUAUGCCAAAGUUCCAUCUCAUACAUCAACCCCUCCAAUCCCAUCACAAGCACCACUUCCAGCUCCGCCUCCACCACAUUUGAAUCAAGUAAAUAUGAUGAAUCCGAAUUUUUUUGCAACUCAACCAUCAACAAAUAAUAAUAUCCCAAAUUCAAGUCAGGGGUCAGCAUAUCCGUUACAGUACCACUUAUACGCACCAGCACCACCUCCACGACUAACCGUUCCUAUAAAAGAUUUCGAGACGAAUUCAAUCAAAAUGUUUAUACCGAAUGAACUAAGGGAAAGUUUACAUCGUAAAAAUGAAGCAAGCUUACAAGCAAUUCAUCAUCUGAACUUACCUGAUCAUGUAAACUCAUAUCAUUCAUUAGUGCCUAUUGAUAAAUCAUAUGAGUCCAAAAGUAAAAGUUGGCCAGGUUACACUAGUCUUUUAUUUAAAUGCUAUUCUAAUGAUGAUGGUAACUUAUAUGUCUUAAGGAAAAUUGACCCUGGGAAUGAUAUCACGAAUGAAUCAGUCUUCAAAACAAUAAAGAGAUGGAGAUCUUUGAAUGAUAAUGCAAAUAUAGUGGCUUUGAAAGAUGUAUUUACGACAAUGGCUUUUAAUUCAUCUGGUUCAAAUAUGGGGAUUGAAUCACCUUCAUUAUGUUUUGUGUAUGAUUAUUAUCCAAAUUCGAAAACUUUAUUGGAACACCACAAAAAGGGCAUUAGAGUGGAGCUUGUAACUGAAACAAUAUUGUGGAAUUACUUGAUACAACUAGUAAAUGCGGUAAAAGCUAUUCAUUCAAUCAGAUUAAGUGCUGGAUCAUCAAUAGACUUGAGCAAAAUCAUCACAACAAGUGAUUCGAGAAUAAAAUUGAGUAGUUGUGGGAUAAGCGAUGUAUUGGAUGCCAUAAAGGGUACUGAAGAAGAUUUAAAAUUGGCCCAAUUGAAAGAUAUAAAUAGUAUAGGCAAAGUUUUACUAGAUCUUGCUUCUACUUUAUUACCAGCAAACUUAAGAGCAACAUCAGCAGACGUUUUGAUCAAAAACAUAAUAAAUUCAACAUCAAUAAGCAACGACUUCACCGACGUCCUUCUGGUUUUGAAUGAUCAGUCAAUCGUGUCUGGUUCAUCCACAUUUGAUUUAACUCAAUUUAGCAAAGAUCAUUUAAUUGACAAGACUUUUGCAUUAUUAAAUGAAACUCAAAACACGUGUGAUUUCUUGGAACUGCAAUUGACUUCAGAACUAGAAAAUGCUAGACUUUUCAGAUUAUUAACAAAAUUGAAUUUUGUCAUAAAUAACUAUAAUUCAAACAUGAAAAUAAAUGAUAAGAACAAUUUGAAGAUUUUGAAACUUUUUCAACAUAAUUUAUUCAAUUUCAUUGAUUCAUCGGGUAAAAAUAUUUUAAAUUUACAUAAAGUUUUAGUCAAUUUGAACAAAUUAGAUUGUGGAAUUGAUGAGAAAUUAUUAUUGACUAGUGAAAAAGAAUAUAUUAUCGUUAGCUAUAAAGAAUUGAAAGAGAUCGUCGAUGUUCAAUUCAGAUUAUUUAGAAACUAA